Molecule: messenger RNA, 1299 nt
Organism: Arvicanthis niloticus (Nile rat)
Lineage: Eukaryota; Metazoa; Chordata; Mammalia; Rodentia; Muridae
Source: RefSeq, a predicted model, not a curated record
AUGACCGGAGCUUCCUGUACCUUGGCCGGCGGGUGGAAGCGGAGGCCCUGGACUGCCCAUGAGUGGGUGGCGGUGCCUGUGAAUCUGAGGCAGGAGCAUGACCGGAGCUGCUUCCAGGUAGUGUGGCUGGGAGACCUAUGGACACGCCCCCAGACUUGUAGGAAAAAGAACUAUAUCACCUUGGGCGUUGUUAUUGAAAGACCCCCAGGAGGGGAGACCCUCACUCUAGUCUCCAAUAACUGGCAAGACAGCAAGAGGCUUUAUUUCAGAAAUCAUCCAGCUGAGGUCCAGACUCAGAGCAAGGAGUGUCAACCUGGAGGCCUGGGGGAAAGAAUGGUGACUUAUGAUGAUGUGCAUGUGAACUUCACUGCAGAAGAGUGGAAUUUGCUGGAUCCUUCCCAGAAGAAUCUCUACAAAGAUGUGAUGCUGGAGACCUACUGGAACCUCACUGCUAUAGGUUACAGUUGGGAAGAUCAUCAUAUUGAAGAACAACGUCAAAGUUCUAGAAGGCAUGAAAGGCAUGAAAGAAGUUAUACUGGAGAGAAACCAUAUGAAUGUAAACAAUGUGGUAAAGCCUUUUCAUAUGGUGAUCAUCUCCAAAGACAUAAAAGGACACAUACUGGAGAGAAACCUUAUGAAUGUAAUCAAUGUGGUAAAAGCUUUACACAACAAAGUCACCUCCAAGUCCAUAAAAGAACACAUACUGGAGAGAAACCUUAUGAAUGUGAUCAAUGUGGUAAAGCAUUUUCAUGUCACGGUAGUCUCCAAGCACAUAAAAGAACACAUACUGGAGAGAAACCUUAUGAAUGUAAUGAAUGUGGUAAAACCUUUUCAUUUCACAGUUGUCUCCAAAGACAUAAAAGAACACAUACUGGAGAGAAACCUUAUGAAUGUAUACAAUGUGGUAAAGCCUUUUCAAGUCACAAUCAUCUCCAAAUACAUAAAAGAACACAUACUGGAGAGAAACCUUAUGGAUGUAAUCAAUGUGGUAAAGCCUUUACACAACAAAGUCAUCUCCAAAUCCAUGAAAGAAUACAUACUGGAGAGAAACCUCAUGAAUGUAUUCAAUGUGGUAAAGCCUUUUCAUGUCACAGUAAUCUCCAAAGACAUAAAAAAACACAUACUGGAGACAAACUUUAUGAAUGUAAUCAAUGUGGUAAAGGCUUUACACAACAAAGUAAUCUCCAAAGACAUAAAAGAACACAUACUGGAGAGAAACCUCAUGAAUGUAAUCAAUGUGGUAAAGCCUUUUCACAUCACAGUCAUCUCCAAAGACAUAGAAGAACACAUACUGGAGAG